AUGUGCUUUAUGCUGAUGCUAUUAGCACCAUUCUUCAUCAUAAUCAUACAAUCUAGCAGCGGAAAGUUUGGACAGUACUGCAUUAGUGACGGACAAUGUGGUCCAGGAAAACGGUGUGUUCCGAAUAUAGCUGGAUUAUCUCUUUGUCAGCAAGUUUUAGAACAAAUAUCAAACAGACCAGUGCCAAAACAGAUUUUUUGUACGGAUGAUGAACAAUGCCGCCCAUUUGGAGGCAAAUGCAUACGUCUUGGCUGGUAUGGCUCUUGUCAAUACGGAUCUCUUGAAUGGAAGAUUUCUGGUUUAAUAAACGAUCGAUGUUACAAUGACGCUGACUGUUCUCAAUAUUUGCAUUGUGUCAAUAGAAAUGGCAUGAUGACAUGUCAGGCCAUAUCUGGAAUGCUACAAUACAAAACAUGUCAAAGUGAUGCGGAUUGCGGUAUACUACAGAUAUGUUCGUUCAGUAAGCAGUAUGAUACCAAUUUAUGUGUGACAUCACCCGAAUAUCGAACCACUAAGAUGAGCAGUAACAUUGGGAGCAGUGUGAUUCCAUCGAGUCUGAUAGGUAACGGUGCUCUUUCAAAGGAUUUUGAAAAACAAUGUACCGCUGAUUAUCAGUGCUCUGUUUUUGAAAUCUGUGCUAAAAAAAGUAUCUCAAGUGAUCGCAUCUGCAUUUACAAUCCGAUGGCAAGCAAUCGACAAUGCCGUUUUAAUGCUGAUUGUCAGUCUGGACAGCGUUGCGAGAAAGUUUUAGAGAAUCUUUAUUUAUGUAGAGCUGCAAAGCAGACGACAUUCAUGCAACUGUGCAAUUACGAUUACGAAUGUUCAGGCGAUCAGCGUUGCACCAUUAUCGGCAACAACGCCUCUUUUCAACAAAAUUUCCGAUAUUGCAAUAUGUUCGAUGAAGAGCGAAGCUGUGAGAAUGAUCUGGAUUGCACGGAUAGAAAAGUUUGCAGAAUUUUUGGAAAAAUUAAACAGUGUAUACCAUUCAUAUCCAGUUCACAUUUUACUCCUUAG
This is a messenger RNA of Cercopithifilaria johnstoni, 1014 nucleotides long. NCBI's taxonomy places the organism in Eukaryota, Metazoa, Nematoda, Chromadorea, Rhabditida, Onchocercidae. The record is from the annotation of a GenBank genome assembly.